Molecule: messenger RNA, 227 nt
Organism: Colletotrichum phormii
Lineage: Eukaryota; Fungi; Ascomycota; Sordariomycetes; Glomerellales; Glomerellaceae
Exons: 2
Coding region: 36-227 (63 amino acids)
Source: RefSeq, a predicted model, not a curated record
GUCAACGAUGGACUGUGUGACACAUUGAUAACACUAUGGCCCCGUUCGCACGCUGUCUGCUAACAUGCCUUCGAAGACACGUCAACUUUGUGGCGAACUGGUUUCAACCAAACUACCAAGCAAUGAUGGACAUGGGCGAGGCCUUUGCCAAUUCUCGCGUCCACCAGGUUCCGGUGACAGACAGCGGUCAGACCUCCGAGGCAAGAGCAAAUCGUCAAAUCACAUAA